This is a messenger RNA of Anneissia japonica, 3658 nucleotides long. Its product is annotated as cGMP-specific 3',5'-cyclic phosphodiesterase-like. Gene Ontology annotation, molecular function: 3',5'-cyclic-nucleotide phosphodiesterase activity. The record is from RefSeq and is a predicted model, not a curated record. Bases 143 to 544 code for a protein of 133 amino acids. NCBI's taxonomy places the organism in Eukaryota, Metazoa, Echinodermata, Crinoidea, Comatulida, Comatulidae. Gene Ontology annotation, biological process: signal transduction. The transcript has 3 exons.
UCUAGCGGCCUAGGAUAAUUGCUUAUUAUAUGUACUGCAACAUUCAGAAUAGAGGAAUUCUUAUUAUAUGUGGUUAUUGAUGAAAAGAGGUGAAGAAAUCAAACAACAAACAUCGUGAUUCUAGUGUCGUUAGGAUAAUCAAAUGAUGUCAGAAAUUUCGCCGACAGCUUUUUACUAUGCUGAUGAAUUUGAUUUCCUUGAACAUUUGCUGCAACGGAAACGUAAUAACUUCUUCACAAUGGUGGACCAGGGUAACCCAGACUGGAGCAAAGAUGAUAACCGUGACCUAUUGCGUGGAAUGAUGAUGACAGCGUGUGAUGUAUCCGCAAUAACCAAGCCUUGGGAAGUGCAACAACGUGUAGCUGAGAUGGUUGCAAGCGAAUUCUUUGAGCAGGGUGACAUGGAAAAGGAUCAAUUGAAUCAGCAGCCUAUUGCAAUGAUGGACAGAGACAAGAAAGAUGACCUUCCUAAGAUGCAAGUCGGCUUUAUCGAUGCCAUUUGUUUGCCUGUGUACAAGGUUUGUUUUGUUAUUGAGAUUUUUUAAAGAGGAUUUCAAAUAUUCAGAGCUGUUUCAAGAAAAAUUAUAUUGAGGGUUAUGUUAAAAUGUUAAAGUUGCAAAUUACUUGUAAAACUUUGCUGUAUAAUUGUCUCAGCAACACAACCUGAUAAUUAUAUAUUUCUGCAUCCUAAGAGUCCUGUAAAUACUCUAGUGACAUGAGCUAUUGGUUACAUGUUUCACUGUAAAGAAUUACAUGAACCAAAAUUGUCAUUGUAUUUAAAUAACAUAAAUUUAGUACCAGCAUAUGUUUUAUAAUAAUACAAUUUUGUAAAUCAUAUUUUUUGUGAACUAUUAAUUAUUUUUAUGUUGAAUAUUAUAUACUGUACCCCAUACGUAGAUUCUGGGCAUCCGAUUGGUUAAGAAUCAUGCAGUAGAAAUUACUAUUCCCCUGAAAAAUAGCACUUUUUUGACCUGUCACAUGGUGCAAAACUCUACGACAUGAGAGAGCAAAAGCACCAAAAGACAAAUUUAAUAUGUCUUGUCAAUAUUCGAAACAUAUUGCAAGACGAUAGGUGCUGUUGAAAUUGAGGAAAAUGAGUAAAAGAAGAGCUGGACACACUCUUUGAUUGCCUAGUAGGUCUAGGCCCUAGUUAGUAGGCCUCUAGCUAGGCUAGGCUAGGAAGUAAGUACUUUUUUAGGCCUUGUAGAAUCUAUGUAUGAGGUAUAUAAAACAAUAUUGACUGCUCUAGAUUCGGGGAACUGUGAAAUCUAUUGCCCCUCGGUGAUGUGGAGACCGUAGCCUACCUUUCCUUGGGCCUUUGGUCCCCUGAAGAAAGCUACGAUUUCCACAUCACCUCGGGGAAAUAGAUUUCACCGUCUGAACGGAUUGUCAUUAAAUACUUUGCGUGCGUCGUCAUGUUGCGUCCUUCAUAGAAUCGAGUUAGCAGAAGACCAUCGGGUGCUGUGAGUGGCUUAAUGUACAAAACAUCAUAGCAUGUUGGAUAUGAACUAAUUUUUAUUUACUUUUAUUUAUUUAUUUAUUUUUUAAAAUUUUUUUUAUUAUUAUAUUUUUAUUUUAAAAUGUUAUAUAAAUUAUUGCAUGCUAUUUAAUUUUUAAUGACGCUGUUAGGAGAGCCACUUGUUAUAUUUUUCCAGAAAUUAAAUUUGAAUUGAAUUGAAUUGAACAUUUUGGCUGAAAAUAACAGGAAGAAGUUGUUAGGAAAAAAGAUACAUUAUUGCAAAUGGGAUAUACUGGCAUCUGAUUGGUUGAUUAUGGACAAGGUCAACAUGCUAAUCAUUAGCUGCCAUGAUCCAUUAAUUGAUCCUGAUUGGCUUAUCCUGAUAUAUACUGGCAUCUGAUUGGUUGAUUAUGAACAAGGUCAACAUGCUAACCAUUAGCUGCCAUGAUCCAUUAAUUGAUCCUGAUUGGCUUAUCCUGAUCAGCUUAUAUCAAUCGGGCAUUCUCACGUGCAGUGCUAACUAUUAAGAAUGGUAGCUUCCAGUCAGGAUGAAAAUGCUCUGGUGUGAACUAGGCCGAAAAGAGUAGGGGUUAUCUCCCAGUGUAUUGCCCAAUUCACCACCAGAAGGAUGCCACUGGAAAUAAGUCUUAUCCAAUCAAAAUGUUUAAAAUGCUCUCUCUCUCUGAUUGGUGGCUGUGCUGUGUGAUCCCUCAUUGAAUCUUUACACAUUUGCUAUCAGUUAGAAUAAAGAGUGGGUACUUCAAAUUCCAAACAAGGAAAUGUAGCAUUAUAAUGCAUUGCUACAAAAUGCAUAUAGAUAAAACAUUUCCCAUCAGUUUGAAAUUGAAGAACUUGUAAUAGACUUAUAAACAUGUGGAAAAUAUUAAAUCUACAUUCGUAUAUAGAGUGAACAACAAAACCUAACACAGCAUCACAGGCAUCCUUUUUUAGACUUGCAGGUUCCUGAACUGAUCAAUUCAAACACAGUUUCUUUCCUCAAACAAUAAAACACUGGAAUGAUUUGUUACCUUCAAACACUAUGAUGUCCACCAUUGAACAAUUAGAAAAAAUACACUAUUUUUGAAAAAUAACUAUAAAUUAUCAAUUUGGAUGGAAUGAGCUGCUGAGCGGAAAUCCAAAUGAAAAAUGAAAAGAAAGGAAAAGAAAAAUAAUUGAAAUGAAUAAUAAGAAAAUAAAUGUGAAGGGAAAGAUAAGGAAAAAUAAGAGAAAGAAAGGAAAAUGAAAUGCAAGAAAACAAGUUCUUGUAAUCUCAAAUGCUCCAAUGAGGGCAGCAUAAUAGAGGCAGUGGAGUAUAAUGGCCCUAACAACCGCCUGCACCAAAAAAAUCUAUUAAUCAAUCAGCAUGUUUCUAGAGCUUCUGAUGCAGUAGAGUAUAUUGGCCCUAACUUCCGGCCAUACAAAAAAAAUCUAUUACUGAAUCAGCCGAAUGUUUCUAGAGCUCCUGAGGCAGUAGAGUAUAUUAGCCCAAUGGCCGCCCAUACAAAAAGAUCUAUUACUCAAUCGCUGAGCGUUUCUACACCUCCGGAGGAAGUAAUGUAUAUUGGCCCUAACGGCUGCCCUACAAAAACAAUUACUCAAUCAGCCGAGUGUUUCUAGAGCUCCUGAGGCAGUAGAGUAUAUUAGCCCUAACGGCCGCCCAUACAAAAAGAUCUAUUACUCAAUCGCCGAGUGUUUCUACAGCUCCGGAGGAAGUAAAGUAUAUUGGCCCUAACGGCUGGCCAUACAAAAACAAUUACUCAAUCAGCCGAGUGUCUAUAGAGCUCCUGAGGCAGUAGAGUAUAUUAGCCCUAACGGUUGCCCAUAUAAAAAGAUCUAUUACUCAAUCGCCGAGUGUUUCUAGAGCUGAGGCAGUAGAGUAUAUUGGCCUUAACGGCUGGCCAUACAAAAACAAUUACUCAAUCAGCCGAGUGUCUCUAGAGCUCCUGAGGCAGUAGAGUAUAUUAGCCCUAAUGGUUGCCCAUAUAAAAAGAUCUAUUACUCAAUCGCCGAGUGUUUCUAGAGCUGAGGCAGUAGAGUAUAUUGGCCUUAACGGCUGGCCAUACAAAAACAAUUACUCAAUCAGCCGAGUGUUUCUAGAGCUCCUGAGGCAGUAGAGUAUAUUAGUCCUAACGGCCGCCCACACAAAAAGAUCUAUUACUCAAUCGCCGAGUGUUUCUAGAGCUCUGGAGGAAGUAAAGUA